Molecule: messenger RNA, 765 nt
Organism: Yamadazyma tenuis ATCC 10573
Lineage: Eukaryota; Fungi; Ascomycota; Pichiomycetes; Serinales; Debaryomycetaceae
Product: oxidoreductase
Cellular component (GO): intracellular anatomical structure
Molecular function (GO): oxidoreductase activity, acting on NAD(P)H, oxygen as acceptor
Source: RefSeq, a predicted model, not a curated record
AUGCCAUUUGUAUUGAUACUUACUGGCGCCUCUACUGGGAUUGGAGCUUCAAUUGCCCUGAUCUAUUUGUCACGUCCUGAUACAUGUCUUGUUGCUGUGGCUAGAUCAGAGGACAAACUUCAAGAAUUGGUUGAAACCUACGGAUCUGACAGAGUAGCAUUUGUGGCUGGUAGCGUGUCAGAAGACCAAGUUAUUCGUCAGAGCGUGGAGUUGGCGGUGUCGAAGUUUGGCCGAGUCGACUCAGUUAUUGCUAAUGCUGGAGUGUUGGACCCAGUACAAACCAUAGAUAAUGCUGAUAUCGAUGCCUGGAAACAAGCGUUCGACGUGAAUUUCUUCUCUGUUGUCAACUUGGCCAAGUACGUGAUUCCUGAAUUGCGUAAGACCCGUGGAAGUUUCAUUGGUGUGUCGUCCGGGGCUUCAGUUGGAGCCACCAAUGGUUGGGGUUGUUAUGGUGCCACCAAGGCGGCAUUGAACCACUUAGUUCUCACCAUCGCCGAACAAGAGGCCAGCAGUCAAGUGACGUCGCUUUCGGUUGCUCCUGGCGUGGUGGAUACGUCUAUGCAAUUGGACAUUAGAGAAAAACAUAAGAGUGCCAUGAAGCCCGAAUCCCACAGGCGGUUCACAAAAUUACAUGAAGAACAAAAGUUACUUCACCCUGAUGUUCCGGCCACCGUCUACGUGAACUUGGCUCUUAAUGGCUGGGAUUCGACUAUCAAUGGCAAAUAUUUAAGAUAUAACGAUGCAGCAUUAGCCUCAUAUAUUUAG